AAGUAAAAUUAAAUUCUGGCAGGAUGGUGAAAAGGCGGUACACAGAUCUAGGGCAACCCCUGCCGGUGCGCCUUUAUGCACUCUCAAACGAAAGUCACUCAUUCGCCAAGUUUACAGGACGAUACCCGCUUUUGAUCAGCUUCGAAGACAUUUUGAAGUGUCGCACGGAUUUGAUCUUUACGCAAUGGAUCUUGUGAUUUGCAUAUACGAUAUCGAGAAAACAAUGGAAGUAAAAAUAAAAUGGCAAUAUAAGUUUCGAGCAAGAGGCUGA
Funneliformis mosseae is the source of this 271-nucleotide messenger RNA. NCBI's taxonomy places the organism in Eukaryota, Fungi, Glomeromycota, Glomeromycetes, Glomerales, Glomeraceae. The record is from the annotation of a GenBank genome assembly.